AACUGGACAAUAAAAAUAAAGCUGCAGGACAAAUGCAGGCAAUAAUGGCGUAAGGGAGAAAUCAAAAUCACAAGCGAAAUUCCUGGUACUGUGUCCUGAGCAUAAAAAUGGACGAAAUUGAAUACCUGGAGGAGUACGAAGACUUAAUUCUACCAACAAUGAGUUCUCACUCCGCCGCUACGAAAAGCCGCGCAACUAGCAACGUUGCAAGCAUGGCAGAAGAUGAGGAUUCUUCUUCUAUAGACCAAGAUAUAUUUGAAAGUUUAUUUGAUGAUCACUCUGACGACGAGUCCAUUAUGCAAAAGAAAGUGCCCGCGAAGUUGAGCCAGCGCGGUGAACGUAUUUCUCAAAUGUCUCGCAUAUCAAUGGAUUCGAUCGAUUUACUUGUGAAAGAUUUAGGUGAACCGCUUAAUGCAGAUGGUUCGAAAGCAGCUAAUAAACCAAUACCGAAGCCGAGUAAUACAAAAAUCACCCAACCCAGUAAAAUCACACAAAAAGCUCCAACAACAACUACCGCCAAUAUAAAAAGCACAGGCACCCCAACGCCUGCCUCUGGCGAUAAUAAUAAAAUGUCAAACAAAUCAGAAGCAACUGAACGCAAUUCCAAAACCAAGUCUGUAGCCACGGUAAGGCCAACAGUGCAACAAAGCUCGGCGCCAACACCAUCAAAACAGACAAAUGAAAAUUCCAAUGAUAGUACGACAAAUCGUGCGCCACCUACCAGUACAAGUGGCCACAAAUCAAGUGCAAAAGUAACAAGUGGUGCCCAAAACUCAUCCAAGCGCACACCGACACCUACGACUGCCUCCACGUCGCGUAAACAAAUUUCGGCCCCUACUUCAACAACCGCAAGCACUAGCAGUGCACCAGGUAGCAGCAAAAGUACUGCCUCAGUUGUAGCGGCACCACCAAAGCGGACAAUUGAACGCUCCCAAACUACUAUAAUAAAACCGGAGAAGCCGCAAAUUAAGGAUCCUGCAGAAGAUCCUUUGAGUUUAGAAAACAUUGAGAAUGAAUCCGAUUCCGAUACAGAUUCCUUUAUAUACUCUGAUAUAUCUGCUGAUACAUUCGUUUCGCUGAGUGAUGUGGACGAUGAAGAACGUCAAGUGAUCGAGCUCUCUAAUGACUCGAACUAUGAUCGUGCUAACCUAGACAAAAUUCGUGGGUCAACGCCUUCGCCCACAGUUUCCGAUGAUUAUAAAAGUGAUAACGAGGAUUCACCAGCAAAAAUGUCGUCGAAACGUUUCGAAAAGUCUAAACAUGGCUCUGCGUUAGAUAGAAAUGCGGCGAAAAAAUUAAAUGUGCAGCAAUAUAUUGAUACACAACCAUCCACCAGUAGUCACCGUAAGCUCACUACUCCAAGUAGCUCGAAAGAGAAAACGAAGAAAACGGGUAAAAGUCCCAAUACUAGUGAUACGUUGCUGGAACGCAUAGACACGGUGCUAUCAGAAGUAGUCGAUAAAGAUGAUGAUGAACAACUUACAGUUAAAAAGCAAAUCACUGAUGUUGAACUUGAUGUUGAAGUGGAAAGUAAUAAUCAGGAGGAGAGCAAAGAAGUAUCAGACCACACAGUGGAAUGUAGUGGUAAUAUGGAUGAUACCGCCAUAACAGCGCCGGAAGCAAACCAAGAGCCAUCCAAAUCAAAUUCAAUGGAUAUGGAAAUGGAAGAGAAAGUGGAAGUAGAAGUUAUAGAACAACAAAAUAAUGAAUUAAAAACGGUAGUGGAGGCGAAAGCGGAAGAAAGAGUAGAAGAAAUGUCCGAUAAUGUAAACGUCUCUGACGAAGCAGAGAUCUCUAAAUCUCCGGAUAUUGAUAAGGAUGUUGCAAUAAUGGACGUAGAAGAAAAAGCUGUGGUCGAAAGUUUACUUUCUAAAAAUAUUGAUGAUUCUAAAAAUUCAGAAUGUGAAGUACUUACUGUAGAAACAAGUGAAGAAGUGGUGGAAUUAGAUAGAAAUGUAGAUUUAAGUGAAAGUGUCGAAAUCAAUCAAAGUGAAGUAGUCAGCAAAGCAGAAAAUACCGAUGAAACGAAAAAACAUGAAGAUACUGAGGACAAUACUGCUGAUAGAAGCGGUACACCGCAAAAGGAUAGCGAGACCGGCAAGAAACUGCAUGCUCAUUCGAAAAAAACUCAAGAAGGAAAUGAAGAUGGCGUCAAGCUAAAUAAUACAUUGGAUGAAGUAAACAAUCAAGAAGAGUUAUCAGAUGAAAAUCCUGAAGAGAAGGAAAAUACAGACGAAUUGAGAGUGGAAAUAAUUAGUCACGAAGAAACAGGCGAAAAAUACAACGAUGAAUCUGAAAAAGAUGGACAAUUUGUCGAUGAAGGCGAGGUUGGGAGCAGCAUAAAAUUAACUGAGAGGGAUAAGGAAAAAGAUCAGCCGGUUGUACACUUGGAAAAUGAAGAAAACGAGGACUUAAAAGAAACGGAUGAAGAACUUGAAGAGUCCUCAAAAGAAUCGGAAAAACCUGAGCGGGGAAAACUUGAUCCAGUGCAAAACGAGAGCCCAAUAACUGAUGAAAAAACCGAACUUGAGAAGAAAGAUGAGUCCACAGACAGCACAAAAAAUUCGAAGGAAACUCAAAAUGAAAAAGAUCGGAAAUUAGAAACUCCUUCAAAAACGCGAAUUUCGGAAAGGGAGACACGUUCUCGGACACCGUUGAAAGCUAAAGAAACAGAAAAGAAAACCCAAAAUGUUCACACGGAAGCGAAAGAGAAAUCGUCUGAAAUUGACACAGCAAAAGACGAAAUAAAAACUCCAGACUCCAAGACACCUUCGACAAGUGAAAGCACGUCGGGGGCCGAGCCGAAAACAAAAGAUCCGAAGGCAGGAAUUCCGGUUGCCAAACAACCGAAAAAAGAUGAGCAUUUGGCUGAAGGCAACACCAAAGAAAUUGUGGAAAGAUCUCUCCCCAGCAGAAGUUCCAAUAAACAAAAGAUUGAAUCCAAAAUGGAAGACCCAGGUGUAGAAAAAGUUACAACUAAUGUAGAUGAAGCAAAAUCUAAUUCACAAAAGGCAGCUGGGUCACUCACUGUAGAUACGAAUUCAAAACUUGAGAAGAAAAAUGAAGCCGAUGAACGUUCCCAAACGCAACAAGGAAGAAAAUCGACAAGGGCGACAAAUGUAGUGAAAUCUCCAGCAGAACAUGAAACAAAAAAGUCAGAGUCUUUGGUAAUACCAAAAAUUACUACUGACGAUGACAAAACUGCGGACAACAACACCGGAGCUGCCAAAAAAGAUACAACUUUAAAAAGCAAUGAGGGUAAUGGUCCAGGACAUAAACGUAGCGAUAAUACCAAUGCAGAUCAACAGAGUGCGAGUGCAACAUCGACGCCCAAACCAGAUAAGAGAAUAAGAGGGCUGGUAGUAUCUUUGAAGAAAACCGAUUUAUCGAAGGUUUUGAAUGAAAAGCUUUUACAAACCAAUGAAAAGUUUGCGGGAAAAGCUGAGGCAGAUUCCAAAAUUGGAAGUUUUGAAGACAAAGCAAAAGAAGAGUCGAAAGAAUCAACGAAACCUAAGCGAGAUUCGAAAGAUGAAAGAACUGCGGAUAGAGCAAAACAGGAUUCAAAAGAUGACAGGACUGCGGAUAGAGAAAAAAAGGAUUCAAAAGAUGACAGGGCUGCGGAUAGAGCAAAAAGCGAUUCUAAAGAGGCAAGAUCUGCAGAUAGAGGGAAAAGAGAUUCAAAAGAAGAACGAUCUUCGGACAGAUCACGAAGGGAUAUGAAAGAUGACAGAUCGUCCGACCGAGCAAGAAGAGAUUUAAAAGAUGAGAGAUCUGCUGACAGAUCAAGAAGAGGUUUAAGAGAUGACAAGUCUUAUAGAGGAUGGAAAGAUGAAAGAUAUGCUCACAGAUCAAGGAGAGAUUUGAAAGAUGAGAGAUCGGACAGGGAGAAAAGAUACAUGAGAGGUGAAAAAUAUGAAGAUAGAUCAAGGAGAGAUUACAGAGAUGGAAGAUCAACAGACAGAGCAAAGAGAGAAACCAGAGAUGACAGAACUAGAAGCCGAUCAAGUAGAGAUUCGAGAGAAAGAAGAUUUACUGAUAGAACAAAGGGAAGUUCGAGAGAUAAUAGAUCGAAAGAUAGUAAUAAGAGAGAUACGAGAGAGGACAGAUCUGCGAACAGAGCCAAGAAUGAUGUUAAAGACGAAAAACCUUCGGACAAGUCAAACAAAAACACAAAAAAUGAAAUACCCGCAGACAAAGCGAAGAAAGAUGUGAAGGUUGAAAAAUCCGCAGAUACGAGCAAGGCGGCUUAUGGAAAAUCAGUUGACCAACCAACGAGUAAAGAAAUGGGAAAAGUGGUUAGAAAUCUCGAAAAGGAACUGCGAAGUGUUUCAGCGGCAGAAGAAAAAAGCACGCCACAGCGCAAAGAAAAGGAAAAAAAACAGGAUCUGACAAAACAAAAAACCACAGCAAUUGCCAAGCCCAUUGAAGGAAAAAAAGAGGAGGAAAAGACGUCAAGUACUACUAACAUUGCUUCUAAAGCUUUAAAUGCCAAAAUGCUAGAAAAGCAAACAGUAAGCGGCAAAGGGAAGAACACUGAGGAAAGAGAAGACGAGCAGCCAACAAUCUCAACUGCAGACCUUGGAGAGGAGCAGAUGCAAGUAGCUGAUGAAGUUGCUGAAGAAAAUGAUGAGAAGAAAAUUACCGGCAGUGGAAACGUAGAGCAUGAAGAAGCUAUCAAAGAGCGAACUCGUGAAGAAAAGACAACUGAGAAUGUAUCAGAAGGUAUUGCUGCGAACGAAAACCCAGACAGAAUACAAACGGAAGGAACUGAAAUUGAUUUAGAGAACGAAAGCAGACGCGAGAUAGAAGCAGAGAACGUAGAUGCUGUUGCAUUGCCCGAAGGCGCAGAACUAAAACGGAUAAAUCUACAGCCGGAAGGAAUUGAUAAAAAUAAAGUUUCACCUCAAGCCGAAAACGAAAGUACAUCUGAAGCUAAUAAUGCCGAAGCUGAAAGGUCAAGCAGAAGGAAAAAUGCGAAAAAUUAUACAGAAACCGGAGAAAACAAUCAAAGAAAGGAUGUCGAUUCUAAAAAUUUCACACAGAGUGAAGAAAGGCCCGUAGGAACGAAAGAGACAGCUAUGAUCGAGGGCUCAAUUGAAGUGGAAGCGCAGAAAAUCGAGCAUCGAACAGCAGUCGAAAGCUCAACUGGAACAGAAAAUGAUGAGCUAACAGCAAGCACAGAUAAAGCUGUGGAUAUUUCCGAAAGCUCAUAUAAUGCACCAGAAAAUGAAGAUAUGGCAGCAAGCACUGAUAUAACGGAAAUCUCACCUGGAACAGAAAAUGAAGAUGUGGAAGUAAUCGCCGAUAAAACUGUGGUUAUUUCCGAAAGUUCAGAUAAAGCACCAGAAAAUGAAGAUGUGGCAGCAAAAACUGAUACAACUGAAAGCUCAGCUGGAACAAAAAAUGAGGAUGGGUCAGAUAAAACUGUGGCUAUUUCCGAAGGUUCAGUCAAACCAUCAGAAAAGGAUGAUGUGAUAGGAAGAACUGAUAAAACUGAUAUCACCGAAAGUUCAGUUAAAACAGAAGAAGACGUUGUUGAAAGUUCUGGUACAGCAAAAGAGGUGAAAUUGAAAGCCAAAACAGUUGCUAAAAGCUCAGGAAAAGCUAAUGAGAACAAGGCAAAAACUCAAGUGGUCAUCCAAAGCUCAACUUUAGCGCUACAUGAAGUAACUGAACAGGAAAAAUCUUUAGAGCACGAAGCUGAGGCGCUUACGGAAAGUACAGACAAACAAGUUGCGCUGGAAGAAACGGGUUCAAAUAAAAAUUCCGUAGAUGAGGUCGAAGUGGUAGUAGUCUCCGAAAGCACUGAGAAAAAUAUAAAAGACACAACAGAAGUUGGGGAAGUAGGUGAAAGUGCUAAGUCAUCGUCCGAUGAGAAGACGGCAGCCAAAUCAGCAACCGAAAGCAGUGAUAAAUUGAGCUACGAAAAACCAAAAACUGAUUACUUAACUAAGGAAGCAGACGCCUGUUCGGAUAAACAAGCUGAACGUGAUGAGAAAACAAUAAACAAGACAACAGUAACAGAUACCAGCAACGAAAACGUGACAGAACAUGAUAAUACAACACGCGAACUUCGAAAAAGGGAAAAUGAACCAAAACAGGGCGAGCAAAUUGCUAAUAAAACUGAAUGCAAUAAAGGCGAGAUGCCAGAACGAAAUACGCAAGAGCAAACGCCAUCGUCAAGAGGAAACGCUGAAAGCGAAAAAGAGGUGGAAGAAGUCCAUAACGAAGUAUCAAGAAGUCUACGCACUCGUCUUACGCGAUCUCAAGCAGAAACACAAUCCCCAUCACGAUCGCCGGCCACGCCACAAACGCAAUCGGCUAGUGAGGAGGAGCAUGAAGGCUCAACACGUCGUUCGUUGCGCAAACGUGCGGCCGAUCAUUCACCCAGCAGCUCAAAUGAACUAAUUAAGAAAGGGGCUAAAGGUCGUAACACAAAUCAACCACCAACUUCAACGGCACUGACAACAAUUGCUCAAAAGCUGGUAAGGGAAUCACUGAAUAUCAGCAUCAGCAGAAGUUCUUCGGCAACACCAGCAUCAGCUGCGACACGAAAGCGCGCGCGCGAUUUGAAGCCAAGCACAACGGCUGAAGUAAAUGAUAUAGAAAAAUCACCAGACAAGAAGCUAAAGUUAGACUCCCUGAGAAAGUGUACUCGCAUCCACAAUGACGAUGUCGACACCAGCGAUGGUGAGCCUGACGCUGCUAUUGCGCAACGCCGCUCUAGAUUACCUGGCGGUAAAGAAUCGCUAGCGAAUAGAAGUGCGCAAGAAAAGUCAUUAAAAUCGGUGGGUGUCAAAGAGACCCCAACGAAUAAGAGUACUACAGGUAGUUCGGAACGCAAACCAACACAGCCUUCAAAGCAAAGCGCUGCUGCCGAAAUAAGGGAAACGCCAAUAACUAGAACGAAGGAUAAGCCUACUAAAUUACAAAAUUCAAUAGCUGCCGAAUCCAAUAAACGACGCUCCAAACCUGAGCUGGAUAAUGUUCAACAACCUAAGAAGUUUGCCAGCUCGAACGAAGAUCUAGCUGUAACACAGAAACCAGCAGGCUCAACCACCGCCGCAACAGCAUCUCAGCGGCCUGAGGCUAAAUUUGAGAUCCAACACGCCACACCGGCCAGUGAUGCUGUAGAUCCACUAGAAAUACCGGUUAAACGCAUUAGACGUUUGCACGCCAUCGAUGGCUAUGAGGCUACAAAUGUGGCGGAAGAGCGUAAAGCGGAGGAAUUGGAAAAAAAGAAUUUAGCGCCUACUCGCAAAUCAUUGCGUGCUGGUGGUCAAGCUGACACAGCUAAAGACGAAAGCAAUAAGAUGCAAACUAAACAACAGCAGCAGCAAAGGGUAGCAAGAAGUGGUGAAAUCACAGCUGAGACUUCGAAGAACAAACAAGCCACAAACAACGCCAGCAAACAAUCGGUUAAAGGGGAAGGUAAUGAGGCUGGCAAAAGUGCUGUCCCCGUCGAUAAAGGUAAUACUAGUACAAGUAAGGCAAAUGGCGUGUCAAAAUCACAAGCAUCGCCGACGAAGUCGCCUGGUUCCAAAGUCAUUACAUUCAAGGAAUGGCUAGAACAGCAGAAAAGAGGCAGCGGCGAUAAUGGCGAAAGCGCACAACCAGGAACCGUUGAGGGACCAGCUACCACUACAGCAGACGUCGCAACAGCUGUAGCAGCAGACACUGCUAAAUCUAGUGAAGAGGUCGUGAGCGCCGAAAAGGAUGUGAAACAUUCGGCAAGUAUACGAGAGGUAAGAGAUGCGAGCAGAAAGAGAAAGGAUGUAGUGCCUCCCGCCAGCAAAGAAACUCGUGGCACAAUUGAAACAACGAAGGAAACACCCAUCGCAUCUAGGCAAGAUGCCAGCGAAAAGGCGUCGCCUACAAAAGGCACUAAUACACCAACACAGUUUAAGCGUCCAUCGCUGCCGCAAAGAUCAGCACGCGCGACGCCAGUUGCGCGCGGAAUCAGUAGAACGCUAACGCCGGGAGGCAAUCGCAAAAAUUUGAACAGCACUCCACAAAGCGGCAGGCAAUUAGCACUUCAAAAAGUUGGUAACAAAUGGAAGUUGCGUAAAUUGCGCGUGCGCAUUAACCGUUCCAUAGUCGCCGCAUACUUAAAAAAACAUACUUUGAAUAAGGCAAAAACACAAGUAAAAUAUGUCGCCGACGAAAAAAGAAUAUCAUCCUUACGUUCUGUUGCCACUACGGCGGUGCCUGAAGAUGUCCACCCGCCCUCUGAUGCUGCUCAAAAGGCUAGCCGUCAAAAGACCGUAACCAUAACGCAAAAACGCGUUGCCCUGAAAACACCUGCAGCCUCACUAGCACAACUGCCCCCCCUAACCGCACGUCCAACUGUGGCAGCAGAAGCAGCAGCAGUGACGUCGUCGGUUGGUAAAGGGGAUCAGACAAGAUUGACCAAUGUUUUGCCAAAAUUAACAAAGGUUCCAAGCGUUUUGGAAAAGGACCCAUUGGAAUCUCAAAAUGAACAGCAAAUUUCCCCUACUGCUGAUGCAGGUUAUCAACAAGACAGCCCAGAAGAACUAUCUUUAUUAACUCCAAUGAAGUCCGUUGCCGUAACGUCUACACACACAACUACCAAUUCACGCGUUCAACAACAGAAGCAACAAUCGGGUAUAACAGCCGCUGAAGCUAUGCGCGAAAAACGCGUUAGCGCUUCCAGUAGCACAGAUUCAUGUUCCACGCAACGGUCUAUGCCGAUUGGCGCUAAAGCUAGUGGUAACAGCUCAGCAUCGAAUGCUGCCACAUCAUUUACGCCAGUUGUACCCAAAGAAGAGCUCGUUGAUGAUCAGCAACAGCAGACCCAGCAAUCAACACCUUCACGUGCAGUAGCAGCUGUUUCUGCAGACAACUCGGCGAUGACCAACUCAUUGGCUUCGCGCACGUUGGCAAUAGCUGCUGCCACCAAUUCGGCGCUCAAUCAAACGCCCUCGGGCGAUCCAAGCGGCUAUUAUGGACUCACGCCUACACAAUUGGAUUCGAACGGCACGCGAUUGUACUCUUUCUUACAUCCGGCAAAGUAUAAUCGUAAUCAUGGCUGUGUGCUACUCGACUACUGUUGCCCCAAUCUGGACGGUCCUAUGCCGGCAAUAGAUCCUACGCGUAUACACGCGCAAGUGCAGGCUGGUGUGCGAGAGCUACCCGCUUAUAUUGUCAUGACAACUAAGCUAAUAACGCGCGCCGAUUUGGAGGCAAACAAGAAUGUCAUACCAGCUUCGAUACGUCAGAAGGUAGAGAAAAUUACAGCUGAUUCUUCGAAUGCUUCGGCCAACCAAUCGGCAUUGGCGGUUGUUAGUGGCACACCUAACGUUUCAAUGUCUAUACCAUCAACACCACAAAUCACACCUGGUUCGAAGCCUUCGCUCACCCCAACCAUAACUGCACUUCAGAAGCAUUUACCAUCAACAACAAUUAUUACACCAAAGUUGUUGCCAGCUGUAUCCACAUCAGGUUUGGCAUCGCCACUAAAUUCACUGAACAGUAGCACACAGGGUGGUACAGUGACAACAACAUCGUUACUGAUGUCCGAUUAUCAACGUUCAUUAUUGCGCACCAGUGUGCGCCAAUUCGACGCACGUCUAAAAAAGUACUAUUAUCGCGUAGCAAUGCUCUCAUUUUCCGAUCGACAAAUCAUUAUUGACAACAUCAUCAACUCAACAUCACUCACCCCCAAAGAUGUUGAAUGCGCUGUACGUUUGCUUGAUGAGUAUGCUUCACAAAUCAACCUUUUACCCAGUGCAUCUGCUCUCGGUACACCGAAGCCGACUACACCACAAGCUAUGCAAUCGAUUUCGAAAGCCAUUACAACGCCGACAACCAACACUGCGGCACGCACGUCCACUAUGCCGCAGCAAAUACAAAAGCAACAUCAAAAUCAACCAAAUUCUACAGGUCAAAUAGCGGUAUUGGAUAAGGACAAUAGUCUAUUGGGCUACCAGAUAACAUCUUCCGCAAGUACACUGAGCAAAUCAACCGUUUCUACGCGUUCAAGCAUAAUGUCAACUACGACAAAGAAUACAUCGCUGCCACAUGUGAAGGCAGCUCAGGAUUCACCACGCAUUUUUUACACUAAGCCACCGAUGCAAACUUCAACACCAAUUGCAACCACCAAUAGCAGUGGUACAACUACGCAGAGCGGCGUCAAAACGGUUUCGUUAAGAAGUACACCACGCAUGGGACGAGAGGUGACCAUAAGGCAGAUGCCAACUAAACUCGGCUCAAUCUCGUCCAGAACACCAACAACAACAGCAACUCCACCAAGUACCCGGCGUUUCCCGACGAUAACACGUAAUCCACAUCUGACAACAAGCAACACAACACCAACUAGCACUUCGGUCGUUAACACCACGGUCACAUCUGAUACGAUAACAACACGCUCGGCUGUCACCAUAUCAACUGCACCGAAGCGAAUGACGCGGGCCUCUGCUGCUGCCAAAGUGAUAGUGAUAACGCAGAAUAAUGAAGGCGAUAAUACUGCAUUGGACGAAUGUAUACUGCCGGAUGGUAAUAACAGUACGGAAAUUAAACGUGAAAAGGUUGAUGAUGAUUUUGUUGGUGGUAAUUAGAAAUUAAUAUUCAGAAAAAGAAUAGUAAAGUAAAAAAAAAAUUUAUUAUUUAUAAGCUAA
Molecule: messenger RNA, 10637 nt
Organism: Rhagoletis pomonella (apple maggot)
Lineage: Eukaryota; Metazoa; Arthropoda; Insecta; Diptera; Tephritidae
Gene: Su(var)2-HP2
Product: mucin-17
Exons: 17
Coding region: 108-10577 (3489 amino acids)
Source: RefSeq, a predicted model, not a curated record